UUACCCGUGUAAAGAUGGCUCGGACAUUUAUCUGAAUAAAUCUAAUGAAUGUUGCGCUGACUGGCUCUGUGAUUCAGCCGUGUGUGUUCUGCUGUUUGAUUUGGCAUGCUGUCAUCAGCAGAUUUGCUGAGGGCACAACAGGUUUGAUGCCCACAGCCCCACCAUGAAGAUCCCAGAUUUGUCCACACACAAGAACGGGCGGCAGAGGAAGCUGGCAGGUGCCAGCCUCCCACCUGUAGACAUGAGGGACGUGGACAAGGGAGGGACAAGCUCCCCUGAACCAGAUGUAGAAGAUGAAUCGGAAGCUCUGGUCAGGGGUUCGGACUCCGAGGACAGGAGGCAUCGCAGAGCCCGGCCCAGCAUCCGUGGGGAGCUGGGGAAUGUGUCGCUGCUUCUGUUUCUCUAUGUGCUGCAGGGGAUUCCUCUUGGACUGGCCGGCAGCAUUCCUCUGAUCUUACAGAGUAAAAAUGUCAGCUACAAAGACCAAGCCUUCUUCAGCUUCGUCUUCUGGCCGUUCAGUCUGAAGCUUUUGUGGGCACCACUGGUGGAUGCUUUGUACUUCAGCAGAUUUGGUAGAAGGAAGUCAUGGCUGGUGCCAACACAGUACCUUCUGGGUCUGUUCAUGCUUUACUUGUCUGUUACGGUCAAUUCACUGCUGCAGAACGAGGGAGGACCAAAUGUAUUAGCCCUCACUGCAGUCUUCUUCAUGCUUGCCUUCCUGGCAGCCACACAGGAUAUAGCUGUGGAUGGCUGGGCCCUGACUAUGUUAUCCAGGGAAAACGUGGGCUAUGCGUCUACUUGCAACUCUGUAGGCCAGACGGCCGGCUACUUCCUGGGGAAUGUGCUCUUUCUUGCUCUGGAGUCUGCUGACUUUUGCAACAAAUACCUCAGAAUAGAGCCCAAAGAGACGGGCAUCGUCACCUUGUCAGAUUUUUUGUUUUUUUGGGGAGUGGUGUUCUUUAUUUCCACAACUCUGGUUGCCGUCUUUAAAAGGGAAAACGAGCAAGUCAGAGGAAAGAAAAGAGCCCCAGAAGAGACGCAGGGCGUCACGGAAACCUACAGGUUGCUAUUCUCUAUCAUCAAGAUGCCCACAGUCUUCACCUUUUGUGCCCUGCUUCUCACGGCAAAAGUUGGUUUCUCCGCAGCAGAUGCAGUCACGGGUCUGAAACUGAUGGAGGCAGGAGUUCCCAAGGCGCAACUGGCAUUGCUGGCAGUGCCCAUGGUGCCCCUUCAAAUCCUUCUGCCACUGAUCAUCAGCAGAUACACAGCAGGGCGCCGCCCUCUGGACGUCUUCUAUAAAGCAUUCCCUUUCAGGUUGCUAAUCGGACUCGAGUAUGCCUUUCUAGUGUGGUGGACCCCCAGUGUAAGACAGGAAGGAGGAUUCCCAUUGUACUACUAUGCCAUAGUGCUGCUCAGCUACGCAUUACAUCAGGUGGCGUUGUACAGCAUGUAUGUGGCCUGCAUGGCUUUCCACGCCCAAGUGAGUGACCCCCUGAUAGGCGGGACCUACAUGACCCUGCUGAACACGGUCACCAACCUGGGAGGAAACUGGCCCUCCACUCUGGCUCUGUGGAUGGUCGACCCACUGACCUCAAAGGAAUGCCAGGGUGCUGCCGGCCAGAGCUGCGGCUCCCCCGUGGAGGCGGCGCUGUGUGUGAAGGAAGGCGGCGUUUGUGUGACGACUCUGGACGGUUACUACGUGGAGUCCGUGGUGUGUGUCGUCAUCGGUUUGGUGUGGUGGCUUUGGUUAGGGAAGAAAAUGAAGCAGCUGCAGGAUAAGAGCCCUGCUGCAUGGAGGUGUAGAGUGAACCAGUGACAUUAAUCCACCAUCCACCACACACACUGCAUCUGCAUAUUCUACUCCAAAAGAUGCCUGGACGUCUUAACUCCAUCCUCAUCUGUCUGGUCCUGCUUUCGCUGCCGCACUCAGAAGUCUGUUACCCUCAAUCUUGUCACUUUGAAGUGCACGCAUAUGAGGGAAGUUCCCAUCGUUGUCUCCUCAUCAUCACUCGUGCUACUUUGCAAAAUGUGUCCCACUGAAAAUAGGAGAAAACCUAUUUAUAUUUUAUUAAGUUAUGUUUUGCUGCCUGAAAUAGCUCAACCAAACUCGAGCUGGGUCAAAUAUAUGCUCUGUUGAUUUGUUCUUUUUUCACCCAAUGAAACUUUAUAGAUCUGUUUGUUGAACAGUUCUUGACCCGCCGUGACGCUGUUUUUCUCAGGCCUGAGUUGAUCAUAUAAAAAUAGCAUAGCUGAGUUUAUUUUAGUUUUUCCAAAGUCAACGCUUGAACGCAACGAUGUUCAGUGAAGUUUUAUCAAUGAAUACUCAUUUAUCUUUGGUUUUUCUGCAACAGAUUGAAGUAUUUACUCAAAACGACGUCUUCGUUCCUCACUUAGUACAUGCUAUUAGUUUUAACUUUUGACUGAAGAAAAGAAUGAAGCUUUAUUUUUGGACCACAUCUCUUAUUACUUCUUGGCAGCCUGCUGUAUAUCUCUUUGAGGAUGGGCAUAUCCUUAAUGCUACACUUAAAUACAGGAAAACUUUAAAAUCUGUGUUGUCUUAGUUUGUAGUGUAGCUCCAGGAUGCCCCUUCCACGUAACGGGACAUUAACACCAGCCGUCAGUGAGAAAGAGGCAGCUGUCGCACGAAUCCCAGACGGGAUUUACUGUAAACUUUGUUGGCUUGUCAAAGACACAGGUGGAUUUGGAGUUUUAUCAGUGGUGAUUAACUGUAAUAAAUGUACCGAAUUUGUCUGUAAAUAAGAUCCAGAGACCGACCAGCAGCCUUGGAGAGUUAUUCAAUAAGCAAAGUCUUCACCGGCGUAUUCAUUUUGUACAUGAGACUGAAUAUUAAGAUUAUUUUCCCUUUUAAUCAAACUGCUCUGUCAAGUGUACAAAGCUAAGAUCUCACUCCGAUUACAAACGUGUACUUGGUGAACCACAAGGAAAAGGUCGGAACAGUUUUGGAUUACUGUUGUCACAUUUGUCUUUCCCAUUUCAUCUGCUGGCUCCUCACGUUGAACUCUUCAGUUUACACAGUUUAAUGGGCCUCUCAUGUUUGUUUGUGGCAGCGUGUCAGCUGCCAGAACCACUUCCUUUGAUCCUUUUCUUGGCAUUAACGUGGCAUUUAAUUUGAUUCAACGGUAGUUAAGACUGUGCCCUUUUUAUUAUUUUAGAUUGAGGUAACAGGUUGUUUACUGUACAUCGGUUAAACUGUCUUUCAGGUGGUGGAAAGGUACUCUGAUCUGCAACAAAAAUAUAAGUGAUUGCCUUAUUAUUAUACUUUUUUUUUUUAAAUUUGUGUUUGUUGGAAUUUGCACACAUUUUGUUUAGUUAUUCAACUUCCCUGUUUGUAAGGAAAAUGACAUGUCUGAUGGAAUAUAAAUGAGAUUUGACAAAAAAUAUUUGUAAUUAAAAACAUACACUUA
This is a messenger RNA of Cololabis saira (Pacific saury), 3425 nucleotides long. It is a transcript of the gene slc33a1, whose product is annotated as solute carrier family 33 member 1. Bases 164 to 1816 code for a protein of 550 amino acids. The record is from RefSeq and is a predicted model, not a curated record. Gene Ontology annotation, cellular component: membrane. The transcript is spliced from 9 exons. NCBI's taxonomy places the organism in Eukaryota, Metazoa, Chordata, Actinopteri, Beloniformes, Belonidae. Gene Ontology annotation, molecular function: acetyl-CoA transmembrane transporter activity.